Molecule: messenger RNA, 4243 nt
Organism: Fundulus heteroclitus (mummichog)
Lineage: Eukaryota; Metazoa; Chordata; Actinopteri; Cyprinodontiformes; Fundulidae
Gene: pms2
Product: PMS1 homolog 2, mismatch repair system component
Exons: 14
Coding region: 164-2785 (873 amino acids)
Biological process (GO): mismatch repair
Cellular component (GO): MutLalpha complex
Molecular function (GO): mismatched DNA binding; ATP binding; ATP-dependent DNA damage sensor activity
Source: RefSeq, a predicted model, not a curated record
GCGUGAACGGCGCGCGAGGGCUUCAUUUUUGUGUUUAUCACGCAGGGAAGCAAGCCACCUUCAUCUGAGCAUGGCGAAUAAUAAUCCACCCGUGGGCUGGUCCAUUUAGGCUACGAGUACAAGCUGUGUGGAUAGUAAGGAUCGAGUGAAAAUCCGUUGAAAGAUGUCCGACGUUUGCACUUCUGAGUCUGCUGGAGCCAUAAGGGCCAUUGACAAGCACUCGGUGCACCAGAUCUGCUCAGGACAAGUAGUUCUGAGUUUGGCCACAGCUGUCAAAGAGCUGGUGGAGAACAGCGUCGAUGCGGGAGCAACCAGCGUUGAUGUCAAGCUGAAGGAAUGUGGUGCCGAACAAAUAGAAGUGUCUGACAAUGGGCGAGGAGUCGAAGAGGCUAACUUUGAAGGACUCACACUAAAGCAUCACACAUCAAAGCUGAAGGAUUUCUCAGAUCUUAUCCAUGUGGAAACGUUCGGCUUUCGGGGUGAAGCCCUGAGCUCUUUGUGCGCUCUAAGUGAUCUCAGUGUGGUUACGUGCCAUGGUUCCAGCCAAGUCGGCACCAAAUUGGUGUUUGACCACAAAGGCCACCUGGUGCAGCGGUCCCCCUGUCCAAGGCAGCCCGGCACCACGGUCACUCUGCAGCAGCUUUUUCACACUCUGCCUGUUAGGUACAAGGAGUUCCAGCGUAAUAUCAAGAAGGAGUAUGCUAAAAUGCUACACGUGCUGCAGGCCUACUGCAUCAUCUCUACAGGCGUGCGUAUUACCUGCUCCAACCAAAACGGGCAGGGAAAGCGCAGCACUGUCCUCAGCACCAGCGGCAGCCAAAGUAUGAGAGACAACAUCGGAGCCAUAUUUGGACCAAAACAGCUUCAGAGUCUUCUGCCUUUCCAGCAAGUAUCUCCUGCAGAGAAUAUUAUGGAAGAAUAUGGACUUAAGGAUGGAGAUUUAUCCAAACCGCUGUUUUCAAUCACAGGCUUUGUUUCCACUGGGGACCACGGCGUGGGGCGAAGCGUCUCAGAUAGGCAGUUCUUCUUCAUCAACAGCCGCCCCUGUGACCCCAUUAAGGUCAGCAAACUUGUGAAUGAAGUCUAUCACAUGUAUAACAGACACCAGUAUCCAUUCAUUGCCCUGAACAUAACUGUUGCCUCAGACUGUGUGGAUGUGAAUGUAACACCUGACAAACGGCAGAUUUUCCUACAAGAGGAGAAACUCUUACUUGCCAUCCUUAAGACUUCUCUCAUCGCUAUGUAUGAAGGUGGAGUUAAUAAGAUCAGCCUGAACUACACACCAACACCGACAUCUGCAUCUAAAGAAGUUCUCUUUUCUGGUGAAAACAAGGCAGAAGCUGUAGAAAACAACCGACAUGUGACUCCAAGUCCAAAGCCAGCCAUGAACCUGGCCGCCCUUAAAGCUGCCUUUUCAAACCAGAACAGCGCCCCCUCUGGGAGUAAGACAAGCGUGCAAAAAGGUUCAUGCAGCAGGCCGAGCCAGAAAACACUGCAGUGUUUCUUUAAGGACUCUGUUAAACCUGCCAGCACCCCAUGUGUGAAGUCGCCCGUACGACCCAAACCAGACACACCUGAACGCAGCACAGAGGGAAGGUCUGUGCUCGAUGCGUUCAGGUUUGGAGGGGUGGCAGUCAAGGAUGAGGAGUCUGAUAAAGACAGUGCUGUGCCCAGUGGUGACUUUGCAGUAGAAACACCAGGUCUGCAGAAUUCAGACUCCUCUGAAAAAGCUUCUGAGAGCGUAGAAAAUGUUUCAUCUAUAAGCCAAAAUCCCCCUGAGGAGCUAGAGUUACAGACAGAAGCAUCUUCAUCUGUUCAGGACUUUAAUAUUAGCCCUGAGGCUAAAAGAGCCAGAACGGAUGAUCCACAUUUCACUGCGGAACACAUAUCUGACACCCAUUCAAAAGACUCAGAAACACCUUCUUCCAUGGUGGACGCCCCUGUCUGUAUACAGAGGAGGACCAUGCCUCUGCAUUUCUCUCUGCAAGACCUGACAGCAAGCAUGAAGAGGCUGCAGGAACAGCAGAGACAGAGGGCCGGGGAGAAGCUGCAUUACAGACGCUUCAGGGCCAAGAUCAACCCAGGAGAAAACCAAAGUGCAGAGGACGAGCUCCGGAGAGAGAUUAGUAAGGAAAUGUUUAAAGAAAUGGAGAUCAUCGGUCAGUUUAACCUGGGCUUCAUCAUUACCAAACUGAAGUCGGACAUCUUCAUGAUUGACCAGCACGCAACCGAUGAGAAAUACAACUUUGAGAUGCUGCAGCAGCACACUGUGCUCCAAGGACAGAAACUCAUUGUCCCACAGAAGCUUCACCUCACCGCCGUCAGCGAGAAUGUGCUCAUAGAGAACGUUGAGAUUUUCCAGAAGAAUGGCUUUGAGUUUCUGAUCGAUGAAGAUGGUAGGACCGUUGUCAAGGAUCUCCAGGCAGGAACGCUUCUUUCUGCAUAUUCUUACUGUCGUCUCACUACCUCAGCUCAGGUGAUGGAGAGAGUGAAGCUGGUCUCUUUGCCCACCAGCAAAAACUGGACCUUCGGCCCUGGAGACGUUGAAGAGCUGAUCUUCAUGUUGAGUGACAGCCCGGGCGUCAUGUGCCGCCCCUCCAGAGUCCGGCAGAUGUUUGCUUCCAGGGCGUGUCGGAAAUCAGUGAUGAUCGGCACAGCUCUGAGUGUCAGCGAGAUGAAGAAGCUCGUGACCCACAUGGGCGAGAUUAAGCAUCCAUGGAACUGUCCUCAUGGCAGGCCCACCAUGAGACACCUCGCCAACCUGGAAAUGAUCUCACAGGACUGAGCCCAUGCAUAAACCAAGAGCUUUCUGAUACUUUCACUUUAAACCAACAGUUCUUUCAUAGACUACCCCCAUACUUUUUGUAUUGUUUCAAUUACUGGUAUUUUUUUCUUUUUUAAGACCAGUGUUGAUAUAGUUUGAUUUUUGUAUAUAAAGAAAUAAAACCCAAUAAACAAUGUACCUGGCAAUGACAUGCAUCCUGUUUCUGUUAAACUGAGAUGACACAACGACGACGUAUUGUUCUUGCUAAAAGAAAAUGUGAAUACAGGUGUGUGUUUCUGACUGUGUCUUGUCAGAGAGACAACAGGAAGGAUCGGAGAGAGUAUCUAGGUGCUUUUGAACUUGAAAGGGUAAUAACCUAGUCAUUCCUCAGUGAGAGUGAUCAUUCACAAGUGCAAAACGUUCUGGAUGAUUAUCAAUUGAAUGGGGCAGAUUAUGCCCAAGGUAAGACGAAGAAAUGCUGAUAUGAAAUAGAAUCUGGAGCUGCAUCUCAGAUAUAUAAGCCUUAGCGUGUUAAAGUUAUUGACAGGAGCGUGUAAAAGACUGAACAGAGUGGUUGGAAAGGAUUGCCAGUAUGGCCCAGUCCCAAUACUCGCACAACUUUGUCCUUCCCGCUGAUGGAUUCGCCUGAGCAGUUUGUCUCGAUUCUCUGGAGUGAUAUUUCACCCACCCUCUUUGCGCUCUCGGCCAACACUUAGGCCAAGCGUGCAUUUUUCAAGAAAAGAAUGGGGUUAUGGUGAUCGAGCUAUAACAUUUUAACAGCCAACUAUGUUGUGAAUUAGGUUUGAAUGUAAAAGACCUUUACAUUUAAUAUGGUACUGCCACCUUAAAUACAUGACUGAUGUCCAGCUAACGUUUCUUAAAAUGCAUACAAUCGCUAUUUUUGCUUAUAACAAUUUUACUUUUUUUCUUUUAUAGGAAUGUAUUAAAUUAUUUUGAACUUCCAAUCCAAUUUAAUGCUUAUUUUAAGGAAGCAUAAAACACUACAGUUUAAAUACUAACAUAUGUAUUUAUCUUGCACUGAAAUAAUAUAAAUUAUGGAAUUGGGGGUGGGUGAAAGAAGGAGAACGCGUGAUAUAAGUGCAAGAGAGGACCUUAGGGAAUGGUGUGGGAACGAGAGAACGAUGAGCAGAGCCUAGCUGCACAAUUCUCUAAGGCAAGCAGAUAAAAUACUAGAUCUGUUUGGGAGACUAGUUGACGACCAUGCCAAGUAAAAAAGUGUUCCCUAAAUAAUAAGCAGCUGGUUUAAUUUUAUUCUGUCUGCUUUGUUGAAUUUGUUUGAUGAAUGCAAGUUAAAAUGUAGGAAUGCAGAAAUUAUAUUUUGCACGUCAAUUUGUUUUAUGGCUGUGUUUCCGAAAAAAGUGAGCUAGCAACUAUGCUUCCUGUCAGCUCUGCUUUUCUUUACCUCACAGCAUCUGCUAAUGAAGUUGUAAAAAUACAAUAAACAAAUGUUUAGGAAAG